Messenger RNA from Fimicolochytrium jonesii, 1203 nucleotides. RefSeq lists its product as uncharacterized. Lineage: Eukaryota; Fungi; Chytridiomycota; Chytridiomycetes; Spizellomycetales; Powellomycetaceae. The record is from RefSeq and is a predicted model, not a curated record. The coding region runs from base 1 to 1203 and encodes 400 amino acids. The transcript has 4 exons.
AUGAGCUGGAUGACGACGGCAAGUGGAGGAGCGCAGAGACAGAGAGCUGAUGGAUCUGGGGCAGCGGAGGGGGUGGAUGAUGAUCUUUACGUGCGGGUGGACGAUAUGGACGUGGAGAACCCUUCUUUCGAGGUUAUCCAGAACCCCGACGAGGAGUUGAGGCAGCCUUGUUUGCGGCAGCCUCCUCCCGUUGGGGGGGAUGAGGAAUAUGGACGGAAGCUGAUGCUCUUUGUGCAACGGCCGUACAAAGGGCAAGCAUUGGAACCGGAGGCAGCAGAGGACGUGAUCAUGUAUAUGGAUGCAGAAUGUGAUGGGCUUUUUGCUGCGACGGCAAAACAGCUGCAGAAGCCAGUGGAGCGCUUGCACAUCCGUGACAAAGCGGCAAUCAUCUUCCUUAUUUGCUACAAGGCAGCGCUGAUUGAUCCAAAGGUCUUGUUUGUUAAGGACUAUUGGUCGCAACACCUCAACAAAGCCAACGUCUCGCAUUUGUUGAAGAAGCUGUUCUCCCGCUUCAACCUUACCUAUCACCCGUCAAAGGAAAAGGCGCGUCUGAAUAAAACCAUUGAGAUGUCGUUUGCACAGCUGUCGCAGGACGUAAAGACCACAAUGGGAACAAUCGUCUUCAAGGUUGACGACUACAACUGGUUGCAUUUGCCGCCGCCUCCUUCGACCAUCGCUGUGGGUUUCACUGACCAUAUCCUUGAGCAUUGUCACGACUGGAUGCGCUCUGCGUUGAAAACUUCAACGCUUUCCGAUUCGCUGAUUUAUCAGAUACGAGAUGCGAGUCUCAAGCCGAGAGCACGAUACUUUGAGAUCCGACAGCAUGUGGCAGCUAGCAAGCGGAUGUACAACUGGUCCGUUGCCACCAAAGCGGGUUCCCUGAAGGGCUUUCGCACUGUUGCCUCACUCGAGAACAACAUGAAGAAGGAAACGGAUAUGAAUCAGAUCUUGGAGCGCAUCGCUCAUUUUGUGGAGACAACAGGGUAUGAUGGGAACGUGUUCCUUGUUGGUGACUUCUAUGUCUGGAAGAAUGCCAUGAAAUCGUAUUAUGCCGGCAAUAUCUUGGCAAACCGCAUCAUCAUAAUGCCCGACGCUCUGCACAUUGCAGUGGAUGCGCAGGAAGCCCUGAUGCGGCAUGCAUUUGAGGUACGUGAGCUUGUCGCCUCCAUUAUCACGCUCUUUGCUCAACUGUUCUCCAUGUAG